Molecule: messenger RNA, 3806 nt
Organism: Microtus ochrogaster (prairie vole)
Lineage: Eukaryota; Metazoa; Chordata; Mammalia; Rodentia; Cricetidae
Gene: Prkn
Product: parkin RBR E3 ubiquitin protein ligase
Exons: 12
Coding region: 130-1530 (466 amino acids)
Biological process (GO): ubiquitin-dependent protein catabolic process
Cellular component (GO): cytosol; mitochondrion
Molecular function (GO): zinc ion binding; polyubiquitin modification-dependent protein binding; ubiquitin-protein transferase activity
Source: RefSeq, a predicted model, not a curated record
CCUGCUGGCCGCGCGGGGAGGGCCAACCUGGAUGACUAAACCCGAGAGAAACGCUGGUGGGCGGCUUGGGCGGGUUUCGGUGCCCGCGUAGGCCCUGCUUGCCCCGCAGCCACCACCCGCCCGGUGACCAUGAUAGUGUUCGUCAGGUUCAACUCCAGCCAUGGCUUCCCAGUGGAGGUGGAUUCUGACACCAGCAUCUUCCAGCUCAAGGAAGUGGUUGCUAAGCGACAGGGGGUUCCGGCUGACCAGCUGCGUGUGAUUUUUGCUGGGAAGGAGCUUCAGAAUGACCUGACAGUGCAGAGCUGUGACCUGGAACAGCAGAGCAUAGUUCACAUAGUGCAGAGACCGUGGAGAAAAAGUCUUCAGACAAACGCUUCUGGAGAGGACAAGCCCCACAACAUCUCAGGGGGCUCUGCCGGGGAGCCCAGGAGCUUGACGAGGGUGGACCUCAGCAGCCACAUCCUGCCGGCGAACUCCGUGGGGCUGGCGGUCAUUCUGGACACAAGCAGCAGCAGCGAUUCUGAAGCGGCCAAAGGUCCAGCAGGUAAACCCACCUACAACAGCUUCUAUGUCUACUGCAAAGGUCCCUGCCACAGAGUCCAGCCUGGAAAGCUCCGAGUUCAGUGCGGCACCUGCAGACAAGCCACCCUGACCUUGGCCCAGGGUCCGUCCUGCUGGGACGAUGUCUUAAUUCCAAACCGGAUGAGUGGCGAGUGCCAGUCUCCAGACUGUCCUGGAACCAGAGCAGACAGAGCCAUCAAACUCCUGCACUGGAUUUCAGUGUCCUGUGACGACUUAUGCUGGAGCUGCAGACCAGACUGCUCAGCCCCACGGUGGAGUCCAGAUGAACCCUAUGGCCCAAGAGAGAGCCCUGUCCUGGUCUUCCAGUGUAACCACCGCCACGUGAUCUGCUUGGACUGCUUCCACUUGUACUGUGUCACCAGACUCAACGACCGGCAGUUUGUCCCUGAUGCUCAGUUUGGCUACUCCCUGCCGUGUGUGGCUGGCUGUCCCAACUCCCUGAUUAAAGAGCUCCAUCACUUCAGGAUUCUUGGAGAAGAGCAGUACAACAGGUACCAGCAGUAUGGCGCGGAGGAGUGUGUACUGCAGAUGGGGGGCGUGCUGUGCCCCCGUCCUGGCUGCGGAGCUGGGCUGCUGCCUGAACAGGGCCAGAGGAAAGUCACCUGCGAAGGGGGCAACGGCCUGGGCUGCGGGUUUGUCUUCUGCCGGGACUGUAAGGAAGCAUACCACGAAGGAGAAUGUGACUCGCUGUUUGAAGCCUCGGGGGCCACCUCUCAGGCCUACCGAGUGGACAAAAGGGCUGCUGAGCAAGCUCGCUGGGAAGAGGCCUCCAAAGAAACCAUCAAGAAAACCACUAAGCCUUGUCCUCGCUGCAAUGUGCCAGUGGAAAAAAAUGGAGGCUGCAUGCACAUGAAGUGUCCGCAGCCGCAGUGCAGGCUGGAGUGGUGCUGGAACUGCAGCUGUGAGUGGAACCGAGCCUGCAUGGGUGAUCACUGGUUCGACGUGUAGAAGGAUGUCACCCAGGCCCUGGCCCUGGCCACAGCUUCUAACAGAAAAGAUGUCGACCCCUACCCUCUUAGUCAUUUCGUCCCCUCUAUGCAUACAAGCACAUACAUACACACGCACAAACACAGGCUGCAAAUUACAGAUGCGACCACUAGAGCCUUUCCACGGCACCCACGGCAACCAGCAGUGCCCGCUGGGCACCCAGCAAGAGGCUCUUUCAGGCUUCUGGUUUAUGCAAAUAUCAGAGCUGGGAAGAGGGCACAGCCCCUUGUUUUGGAUUCUCAGCCCAGCCCGAAUCCAGCUGGAUCAUCACAGGGGCAGAGGUUUUUCCAGGUUUACCUUUCUGCCUCCACUUUCACUAACUUCAUGUAGACGCCACAGGUGAAGCCAACAGCUUUCCGAGGCUGUCACCACGCUCUGAUUAUGUUAGAUGCUGUGUAUUCUCAGGAGCACACUCAAGAUUUAAGGAGCAGUGCUAUUAUUUAGCAAUCACCUCCUCCCAGAGGGCCCUCCCCAGCAAUAGUCAAAACUACUAGUUUAUCCCCAAGAAUCCUGUCUUUAUAAGUGGUGCUGAUGAGACAGGUCCGCGGCAUACAAAUCAGCUCAUCAAGCAAGCGAGGAACUGGGAAAGCUAAUUUGAGUGCCGGCUGUUUAAAUCACAGGGAGGGCGUCGAAGCUGAGCACACUGCCGUCCGUUCAGUUGCCUGUAACCUUAGAAAGAAAGAAUUUUUUUCCUCCUGAAAUUAUUACAAAGUCUGCAAUUGGUUUGAAGUAUUCUUGUUGCCACCUGGAAGCUUAGCCCAUUCGUUUGGCUUCAGUGUAAACUCAAUAGAGAAAGUACCUAUAAAGGGAUAUUUUUAGAAACAAUCCCGUGAUGCUAUUCCAACGCCAACAACAGUGCAGGUCGGGUUUAUAUUUAUGGAACAUUUACAGAAGGGGCAUUUCUAGAUCCUCUAAGUGAAAACAUGCCUGACCCCUCCAUCAGCGGGAUACACCUCUGUGCACCUACUCCCUCCCCAGCAGCUAAGCCCCAGGCAGGGCCUUUCGCGCAGGACAAUAAAUACACACUAGAAUAUUCUUCAGGUUAAUAUGCAUCACAUAUGAAUGUUAAUUUUUCAAAAUUUUAUUUUUUCCUAUUUUUUUAUUUUUGAGGCACGCACAACACAUAAAAACAAUAGCACUAGGUACUGUGAGCCGAAUUUUCUACCGCGCCAUGUGCGCAGGGGUGAGGCAUAGUCUCUGCCUUUCCUUCUCAUUUGAUAUUCUGGCUUCUCAGGAGGCUGAGCUGCUAGCUGAGGGUCUCUUUGGCACAUGAGGUCCCUUGGGACUUAAGAGACUUGGAUCUUCUGAAACCAAUAUGAAGGUGUAACCAACAGAAACCCUUGCUGGAGAGAGAAGAGGCAGUGACCUCAGAAUUUUCCAGGUCUUAUACCAAGAACAUCUGCUCCCCUACUCCAGGCAGCCUUACCCAGCCUCAUCCACAACUCUCCCCCAGGAGCUUUCUGCCCUCCCCUUCCUCUGAGAUGCUAGAACAAGACUGUGGUGUGAGGGGGUCAUAACAACGUGAAUGACCCCAUUUAAUAUCAGCUACUAGAAAAUCCUUCCACUCCUACACGCCCUAGGCCUGCCAGACCCGAGUCCAGAAGCCGAGGUGACAUGGAAACAAUGGUGUUGGUAUCUUGGAAAGUGAGGAAAGAUCAGCAGACCCAAGUCCACGCUUGCAUCCCGGUGGCCUCGUCUCCACCUCAGCCAGGUCCUGAAGGAGUGCCGCAUGCUCACCCAGAGUGGCAAGGCCACCUGUCCUGAGCACUCAGGGUUUUUCUGCCAACCGUCUCUGUUUUGUUUGCAGCAUUGCUCUUCCCGUCACAUCCUCCCACACCUGUGUGCUGUAAUGGUUUGGGAAGCCAGGACAAGGUCUCCUGUCCUGCUUGCUACAGAGACUCCCUGGAGCUCACUGGCUCUCCAGCAUGUUCCUUUUUUCUUUCUAGUGAUGGCCUAUGUUUUCUUCAGAAUAGAAUAGUGGUUCUGAAAAUGGCUUAAAGGGAAAGUAUCCACAGUGUGUGAGCAAGAGUCACCGCCUGUGUGUGUGAGCAUGAAUCGUGGGGAAGAAGUGGAUCAGAAGAAUGGAAACCUAUCCUCUGCAGGGCAAUCUGCCUUUUUCUGUGAAACGCAUUCAGAAAGAUUUGAAGGCUGUGUCCAUGGUGGUACCCAGACUGUCAAUAAAAGAAUCCAAAGAGUGUUUGAGCUUGUCCUUGGAGAUAUCUCUUUGAUAAAUGUUG